Molecule: messenger RNA, 1491 nt
Organism: Alternaria infectoria
Lineage: Eukaryota; Fungi; Ascomycota; Dothideomycetes; Pleosporales; Pleosporaceae
Exons: 2
Coding region: 1-1491 (496 amino acids)
Molecular function (GO): acid phosphatase activity
Source: RefSeq, a predicted model, not a curated record
AUGACGCAGGCGUGGAACAGGAUGCGCAACAAUCGCUCGCAAGACUACGCUCCGCUCCCAAUGAGCGAGAAGGAGCCGUCUUCAAACAGAUCUCGACGCGAACAGCGACCGAAGGGCUUUGGACGUCGGGUCCUUCUUGUGGUUGGCGCAUGCGUAGUCCUGUAUUGUGUCCAUGGUCUCUUCACUUUCUCUCGUCCCAAGAAGUCGUGCGACACCAUCGACGAAGGCUACCGAUGUAGUCCCAAGAAAUCGCACUUUUGGGGCCAAUACUCGCUUUGGUAUUCGGUCCCCUCAGACAUCGACGUAGCUCCUCCCAAGGGCUGUGAAGUCACGUUUGCGAACGUCCUCUCCCGCCACGGCGGUCGCGACCCAACACUGGGCAAAUCGAUCGCGUACCACAUUCUCCUAGCCGAAAUACAGAACACAACUACAUCGUACCCCAAGGAAUUCGAGUUCCUUAAGGAUUAUGACUAUACCCUGGGUGCGGAUGAGUUGACAGAUGCCGGAAGGCAGGAGAUGGUCAACUCGGGGGCCCACUUCCACCAACGCUACCAGAAGCUGAUCAACGGGAACGUACCCUUCGUGCGGUCAGGGGGCCAGCAUCGCGUGGUCGAAUCAGCGGAAAAGUGGCUUAUGGGCGUUGCGCAGUCGCUGAAAGAGGAGCCGCGAAACAUCGACGUGGUGAUCCCAGAAGGCCCGACAUGGAACAACACCCUCUCCCACGACGUCUGUCCCGCCUUCGAGGGCGGCCCACACCACGGUCUCGGACUCAGGGCGCAGCAGGUCUGGGCCGACAAGUUCGUCCCACCCAUUCAAGAACGCAUCAACUCAGCUCUUGGAACGAACCUCAGCGCGACGUCUAUAAUCUACCUGAUGGACAUGUGUCCCUUCGAUACACUAGCGCACCCGUCUGCAAAGCUGUCCGACUUCUGCAAGAUCUUCAAGGUGAAGGAAUGGCGCGAGUAUGACUACUUCCAGACGCUGGGCAAGUACUACGGAUACAGCGUCGGCAACCCGCUCGGUCCCACGCAGGGCGUCGGCUACGUCAACGAGCUGUUGGCGCGUCUGACUAACAAGCCUGUCGACGACAACACCAACACGAACCGCACGCUCGACUCCGAUCCCAAGACGUUCCCGCUCGACCGCAAGGUGUACGCCGACUUCAGCCACGACAACGACAUCAGCGGUGUUCUGGCUGCGCUUGGUCUAUACAACAAAACAAAGCCGCUGUCCAACACCACAAUUGAGGAUACAAAGAAGACGCAUGGCUACUCAGCAGCGUGGAGCGUGCCUUUCGCAGCCCGACUCUACGUGGAGAAGCUGCAAUGCAGGCAUGCGAAGGAAGAGUCGGUCCGUGUCAUUGUGAACGACCGCGUACACCCAUUGGAGUUUUGCGGCGGCGACAAGUUCGGAAGGUGUACGUUGAGUAAAUUUGUGGAGAGCCAGAGCUUUGCGAGGAGUGGUGGUCUUUGGGACCAGUGUUACGAGUAG